Felis catus (domestic cat) is the source of this 1421-nucleotide messenger RNA. RefSeq names its product dehydrogenase/reductase SDR family member 4 (gene DHRS4). Gene Ontology annotation, cellular component: peroxisome. Bases 4 to 900 code for a protein of 298 amino acids. Gene Ontology annotation, molecular function: carbonyl reductase (NADPH) activity. NCBI's taxonomy places the organism in Eukaryota, Metazoa, Chordata, Mammalia, Carnivora, Felidae. The transcript has 9 exons. Gene Ontology annotation, biological process: retinal metabolic process. The record is from RefSeq and is a predicted model, not a curated record.
GCCAUGCAGCAGGCGAGGCUGCUGCUGAACUGCUGCGCGCCGGCGUGGAAGUCUGUGCGGAAGGCCAGCUCAGGGAUGGCACGCCAGGGCCCGCUCGCCAAUAAGGUGGCCCUAGUAACGGCCUCCACAGACGGGAUCGGCUUUGCCAUCGCCGGGCGCCUGGCCCGGGACGGGGCCCACGUGGUGGUCAGCAGCCGGAAGCAGCAGAACGUAGACCGGGCAGUGGCGGCGCUGCAGGGGGAGGGGCUGAGCGUGGUGGGCACCGUGUGCCACGUGGGGAAGGCCGAGGACCGGGAGCGACUGGUGGCCACGGCUGUGAACCUCCAUGGGGGCAUUGACAUCCUAGUCUCCAAUGCCGCCGUCAACCCUUUCUUUGGAAACAUUUUGGAUGCCACCGAGGAGAUGUGGGACAAGAUUCUGAACAUUAACGUGAAGGCCACAGCCCUCAUGACAAAGGCAGUGGUGCCAGAGAUGGAGAAACGAGGAGGCGGCUCAGUGGUGAUUGUGGCCUCCAUAGCGGCCUACACCCCAUUUCCUGGCCUGGGCCCCUACAAUGUUAGUAAAACAGCCUUGCUAGGCCUCACCAAGAACCUGGCCAAAGAGCUGGUCCAAAGGAACAUCAGGGUGAACUGCCUGGCACCAGGACUCAUCAAGACUAGCUUCAGCCGUGUGUUGUGGAUGGACAAGGAAAGGGAGGAGAGCAUAAAAGAAACCAUGCAGAUAACAAGCUUGUGGCUUCUGGAAACUCUCUUCUCUUUAGCUUCUCCAUCUUGUUCUCUCAAGAACACAUGCCAGCAAGGCCUACUCUUUGCUGCUCCAAACAUUCCAGAUCCCCUCAGGUGCACCCAAAGCUGUUCUGAUGUCAGGCAUGAGCUGCACACCUACUUCACAACUCACUAACAAGAUAGGCAAACCAGAUGAGUGUGCAGGCAUCGUGUCUUUCCUGUGCUCUGAAGACGCCAGCUACAUCACUGGGGAAACAGUGGUAGUGGGUGGAGGGACCCCAUCCCGUCUCUGAGGACCUGGAGAGAACUCACCAGGGCAGAGAUUGGGCUCUAACUCCUGAGUACUGUUCCAGCACUUAUCAGUCUUUCCCACCUCUGCCUAAUAUACUGCUCACCUUACACCCUACUUCACCCCCAAAAUCAAUUCUGCCCUCUGAAAAGAUCCAGCCUUCCUUCUGGUCAAGGUGUGGUCCUGUGAGGAUUCACCCUGUUGCUGUAGCUUUAGAUAAAGACUUCCCCUGAGAACAUAGGGCAGGCCUGCUGAGAAAGCUGAGUCUACCUCGGCAAAAACUAAUAUUUUUUUCCUGGGCAUGGGGGAAUUUGAGGGAGAUGGGAUUGAAGGAACCUGGGUGGAAAGAGCAGUUGGAAAAUCAACGACUUGCAAAGGGAGGUGCAAAUAAAAUGCAGAUGACUGUA